This is a messenger RNA of Fulvia fulva, 1848 nucleotides long. RefSeq lists its product as uncharacterized. NCBI's taxonomy places the organism in Eukaryota, Fungi, Ascomycota, Dothideomycetes, Mycosphaerellales, Mycosphaerellaceae. The transcript has a single exon. The record is from RefSeq and is a predicted model, not a curated record. Bases 1 to 1848 code for a protein of 615 amino acids. Gene Ontology annotation, molecular function: protein binding.
AUGGGCUUACUAAAGCACUUUCGCUCCAAGUCGCGCCUGAAGGAACAGAGCCCGCAGCCCGCCGUCUACACGAACCCAUACUCACCACCCAAGAUCCAAUACCGUAGUGGACCCGACUACACGAAACGACUACCAGACAAAGUGCUGGCCAACAUCUUCUCCUACGUCUGCCCGCAUUCACUCGACUACACCUACGAAUCAUGCGAGGCGUCACAAUUGGGCGAUGGCUGUAUGCUUUGCGAUCUACGAGACAUAUCGAAAUGUGCCCAAACAUGUCGGAAGUGGUAUGCAGUAGCACAGGGACUGCUCUAUGGCAGCGUACGCAUAGAUGCGGUCCACUAUUGUGAGCUGGAAGAGAUUCUGGCGGAGAGGCGGAAGAAGAGUAAGGGACACUUUCGAAAUAAGAGUGCGGUUGAGCCGGUGGAUGUGCCGAACAUUAGAUUGCAGCUGCUAUGCAGGACUGUGAGGGAGCAGCCGAAUCUGGCGUCGCAGACGAUGUUCUUGAAGCUACCGUACAUGACGCGAGAGACUGCGAAGAGCGAUCUGGCGCGGACUGUGGCUGCUCUGUCAAACCUGAGGUUUGUCGACUUGCCGGAUGGAUUCUACUCGGGUGACCCCAGCUGUUUGGCCCUGAGACAAGAGCUGCAGGCACGUUGUCCGGAUAUCAGGAAGAUGAGCUAUCGAGCUGGGUCGGAGGAUGCAUUGGAGCUGCUGGCGCACAGACAUUGGCAGGCGAUUCAGAUGCUGGAUCUUUCGAACCUCUCGGUCGAGCCUGCUACGUUGCGGAUCGUUCUUGCGAGUCUGCCGACUUUGCAUGAGCUCACGCUGUCGGGUAUGGAAUGGAUCGACGAUACCAUAUUUCAGCCGGCUCCUGGACAACUUCCGGAUUUCCCUCCGCUGCAGCUGUUGAAGCUGAGGCACAUUCCACAUAUCACCGCGCAAGGCAUAGAUGGGUGGUUACAGGCGCCGCACGUCAGAGAAAUGCUCUUCUCGCUGACAUUGGAAGAUACUGGAGUCACGGUACAGGAUCUACACCAAGUUUUAUGGGCAGGAAGCUCUCUUGGUCAUUUGGCCAUGAUCGGAACUGUAUCGAAGCCACUUUCCCUCGCAGCACAGCAACUCCCACCACUCACAUCUAUCUCGCUCAAGACUCUCCACUUCGAGAUCACAAGCAGCGAUGAAGUGCAUGGUCUCCAAAGGCCGGCAGAAUCAUACUACUCCUACCUCGCCUCUUCACUACACCAGAAUGCCCUGCCAGGUCUCGAAACACUUUACGUCCGCGACACGAACUUCCCCGAGCUUCUUCUGUUACCUCCACUUCCCUUCGCAGGCGGCGGUAGCUCUUCUCGCGACUCCCUCCGAGCAAGCAACGCCAUGGGUUCGCAAAAAGCACCCAGUCCGUUCGCCGCUUCCCUCAACGGCGGUGGCUUCAACCAAACCCUCGAAGUCUUCAGCAAAGGCAUCGACGAGCUCGAAUGGGUCUUCACCUCGAUCGCGCCUCCCGCACCCGGCCGCAACCGAGGCGGCAGCGUCUCAGGCGGCAGACCGCUAUCCGCAUAUGCCGCAGGCCGCGGCCUUGGGCCACAAUGGGCACAAGGUGGAUUCGGCGGCGAAGCUCGCAAAUCUGUCAUUGUCGGCAACGGCUUUGGUGGCUUCUUGGCUGUGCCUCAAGAGGAGGUUCCACGACCCAUGACCUCCGAUGGUCCUGGAGCGGGAGGUCACCAACGCUGGGGCAGCACUGCGAGCCAAAGUGGUGCCGGAGGAGGAGGCUGGUUGAAGCCGCCGCCUGUUCUGGGCGGUAGCUCGAAACAGGAGAGGAGAGGUAGCAAACAUGAUCUGUGGCGGUAG